GAGAAAUAAGUUUUUUCCAUGGCAGAACUUUAGUUGCCGGUGACUUGAAUAUUUGUUCGCUUCUCCUUGCUUUUAAAGUCAAACAAACUGUUCAUUACAUAAGCAACAGAAAUGUCCACGAAAGCAGUAGACUCGAGACAAAGGUACUAUAAAAACAAGGAUAAGGAUCUAUCGGUGAGUUAUGUCUUUAUGUUGCAGUGUGGAUGGCGGGGUAAUUUGAAUGUUAUCUGUUGGCAUGCAUGCGUUGUGCGGCAUGUGAUUUCUCGAUUCUCGAUUACUGGUACUGCUACUUGAGGAGUCAGACUGUUGAUUUGUGAAACAGCUGGAAGGGAAGUGGUGUCUUUAAAAUUGGAAAAAGUCAAUAAAUCACCAGAUUUUAGGCUUUUGAAAUGCAUGACAAGUUUUUCUCGGAUCCGUGCAGUUCUCAAGACGUCCAAACUUGAAAAACCGAAUUGUAGCGUUUACUUCGCUGGAAAUAUACUUUAAAUUGUAGAAUUAUAUCAGAAGCUUGAGAGAAAUAUUAACUGGCAAAUUUUCAUUUCAAGGACUGCUUUAAUUUAUAAACAGUCACUUGCUAAAAGGACACGAGCCAACUAGUUGUACUUUCCUCGCCGAUCCAUCAAAAUGGUUGAUGCCGUGAAAAAAGAAAAAACCUUAUGUAAGAGUAUUUCUCAAUUCUCCUGGAAAUGGCUUGUGAUGUUAGUGGUAUCGUGGUAAAAAAGGCUAGCACAGUCUUCAAGUAAGCCAAUGAAACUUCGUUUGGAUGCAAUUUAUUCAAGAAAAUCCAGCUAUGCAUUCAGAGGCUUUGUUACCCUGUUAUGUUUUGUAGUCCAUGGUCUGAGUCUUGCCAAUGAAUGAAAAUGUGUAAAAUUGUGAAAUUUGACAUUUACAUGUAUGUACCAUAGCCGACAAUCCCACAGUUGCCAAUUAAAAUAAUGACUAUGAUAAUAUUACACAAUAAAUGUUGCAAAAAAUAAUUGCCCAAGGGGCUGCUUCUGCUGGAGUCUGUAGUUUUAUAGUGCCAAAGUCACUACCUAAGAAUUUGUAUGUGUUCUGAUUAAAAUUAAGUGUUGAAUAGCGAGUUGAAUUAUAGUUGAAUAAUGCUACUGCAUCAAAAGUCGAGUCCUGGGACCAGUUACAUAAAGGUCGGAGCAAACUAGGUGACAAGACGUAUCAAUAUGUCGUGGUCAUGCAUAUGUGUGUAGCAGCGACAAAUGGCUUAGUGUGUACUGGAGAAUUUUUGUCAAACUGUUUGUCUUGGCAACAGAAUUUUGUCGCUCCAGCAAGUGUCUCAAAAUCAAAUCAGAUUGAAUUUCUGUGACUUGUUUCAGCAAGAAAAUUCUGUUGCAGACGCAAAGUUUUUCACAAACAUUGUCCUGUACACCAAGUGAUUUUUUGCUGUGAUGUGUCUAGCAACUUGUUGCCCGACCUGUGCAGAAAAAGUGAUUUGUUGCUGCAAUGUCUUGUAUCAACAUGUCACCUAGUGUGUUCUAACCUUAAAUCAUAACAUCAGUCAUAAUCAGCAGUGGACCUUGCAUAUGUUAGCUAGUCUAAGUGGUAAGAGGUUGUUUCACCCGAACGUUGAUUCACCUAAAGUCAGGUUGCCCUGGUGUAAGUUGAUGCUUUCAUAUUAUUUAUUUGUUGGUCUUUUAAACCUGUUAACAGAUGGACUAAGAGUGAAAGGACAGUGAAUGCACAUAUGGGUCAACAGCCUGCUCCAGUGUAAACUUCACACAUAAUAUCUCAAAAAUCGGCAUAGCAAUCGUUGCUAUGGCUGAGUUACAUGUCAACUUCAGUAUUAUAUACACAUUCAUUCAGUAUAUCAAAUUUGGUCACUAAGACUGUUCAGAUCAAUGGACCUUUCUUAGAAACUGGGAAAGGAAAGCAAGCUUAACUGAACUCAAAGAUGUCUCUUGUGAACUGUUUUGUGGUCUGUAGAGUGUUGUUUGUCACCAUUUUGACAUGAUAAAUUUUGAUUUCCAGGAACUAAGGAGGAGAAGAAAUGAAGUCACUGUUGAGCUUAGAAAGGUUUGAAGGCUUGAGUGUUUUUGGAAUUAAAAUUAUUAUUUGAAGGGAUUAUGUUUUAUCAUUGGUGCAUCAAAUUACUGCGCAUGUACAUGUCUUAAGUCCCUUGUUCUUUCUUUUUGUUUUAUACUAGGCCAAAAGAGAGGACACUGUCCAAAAGAAAAGAAAUGUCCCUCAAGACAUUGUGGAUGAAAAAGAUGACAGUUUACAGGUAAGACUUUGUUAACAAGUCAACAAGCAUCAUCUAGCCAUUUCCUCCUUCCAGAUGUCUUUGUGUAUUAGUGUCAUACAAGUUGCAUAAACUUUCUACAUCACCCUUCAUAUGGCUGCUAUGCAAGUAGCUGUAAUUGAUGUAUAAUAAGCUGUCUUUAUUUUAGUAUUUUUAAGUGGAACCAUUUCUUUUGAUAAUUCUACAUCAGAGUCUUGCUCCUUUCUCCUUCCUGUUGUUGUCUUACAUGUAUGUUUGUCUUUAUGUUGUUUUACUUCACAGGGAAAGAACCUUCAGAGUAUUGUCUUGGUAAGUGAACAAAAUUCACACCUGAGCAAUUUGAACUGUAUUUUUAAACAGGACCUACAACUUUACUCGAACCCACUCUUGAUGCUUAAAUUACCCUUAUCUCGUGUGUGGAACUGUAUCAUUUCUGCAAAUAUUUACUGCUAGUGAUCAAUGCCAUCACUUCUUAAAUUGACUUUGACUGACAACUUGUACAGGUUGAAAACAUCUUCCAAAGCAUGUCCAAGUAAAAGCAAUUUUGCCCAACACUCCAGAGAUGCAUGUACAGUGGAACAGCCUGUUCCAGGUGUUCAGAAAAUGUGGUUGCACUUUUGUUUAUAUUUUUUAAAAAGGUUGCUCUUCAUUUUUCUGUAUUUCUAAAGACUGAGGAGAGCUGGGAAAAUAAAAAGACACGGAAAAAAUGAAUCUGAAUGGGAACUGGAAAAAUAAAAGGAAGUAGCAGAAAUGAAUCUGAAGCUUCUUCUACUUUGCAACCACAGUAUGCAAACAAACUGCCAGGUUGGAUGAUGACAAGUAUCCACAAACAACUGAACACCUGGAGAAAAGCCGUUAAGAGACUUUUGUCAAACCCGCUGGAUUCUCAUUUCAGUUUGUCUUGUAUACAGGGUUUCUGAUAUUUCGCGCAGUCGCGGACCCGCGAAAUCCCGCGAAAUUCCCAAAAAAACGCGAAAUACCGCGAAAUCCGCCAGAAAUAUUUCCAAAUACAUGUCAGCAAAACAUAUUUAAUACUUAUCUUGGUUUUUAGACCUGUUUUAUUCACCCCAAACGUCCAAAUUUAUCUUGAAACUGCAACACGUAAACAACGUCCCAAAACUACCAGGCAUUCUUAGAUUAAUGUUGCGAAAAACUGGGCACUAACCAUAAUGAUAAUAGCUUUAGCAUUCGGUCAUUUCUCGAGCGAACUGUUGUUGAAAGAGCAAAUGAUUAUCCCUGUUAAAAAAAAGUUAAACAACGCUGCUCAUAUCGACGCAAAAUUGAUCGAUUUUAGCGAAAUUUGCCAAAAAAAAUCCGGCGAAAUCGACUGUUUUUUACUGAUUGUUUCUUGGCGAAGUUUCCCCGAAAUUUCCCGUGAAAUCGGCCGAUUUUUCUAAGAACUUGCCCCUGAAAAUCCUUCAAAAUUUGACUUUUUUCUGCUAAAAUCCCGCGAAAUUGGCCAAUUUUUCUGCGAAUUUUGACUUUCUCCCGUAAAUAUCCCGCGAAAUCGGCCGAUUUUUCCGCGAAUUUUGACUUUUUUCCCGCGAAAAUCCCGCGAAAUCAGCCAAUUUUUCCACGAAUUUGCCCUUGAAAAUCCCGUGAAAUUUUUCUUUUUUUUUCCGCAAAAUAUCAGAAGCCCUGUGUGUAUAUGCUAGUUAAACAAGCAAGAAUUUGACAUUAGAUCAGCAGUCAUUUGAGUCCUUCUUUCACGCAUUCUUUCAAUGUUAAUUUACAUGUACCAUCAUUGAUCUGUGUGCAGUGGUAGUGUAACUGUGCUCUUUUUCACUCCUGUAGAAUGCAAGCAGCCAAGAUCCAACAGAGCAGCUUGGUGCUGUACAAGCAGCCAGGUCAGUCAUAGAAUUCUGGUCUCCUGAUUUCUUGUGGAGAAUAUCACUGAGCUGUAGAAGCUCAAGUGUGGUGUUCUUGUAUACCAAAGUUAGUAGCUGAGACCUUAGUGUAUGUGUAGGUGGACGAGUUACCCAUGGUUAAUGAGGUAUUCUACUCCUAAUUUUGUGAUACUAUUUAGCAUUUCAAUGCUCUUUUUCUUUCUUAUGCAGUUAGAAUAAUAUUAUGUCUUUGUAAAAGCAAGUCUAUGAUUAUUAUGUUUUCCUAUCUUGUGAGACAAUAACGGAAGUCAAAACAUGCUUGUUUAUACUAGAGUAGAAUUUUGUACCCAGUAAUGUUCUGGUUGCUGUAUGUGGCCAACUUCAUCUGCAUUGUGUUUGCUUUUCUUUUCGUUUCACCUGACACUCUUUAUUGCUUAUGCUGUAGUUCUGUACUUUAUAUUUUAUUUUCCAGAAAACUGCUCUCAAAAGAUCGUAAUCCACCUAUUGAUGAGCUAAUUGAGUAAGUAUAACAACUUUCAAGUUUACCAGACUUUAGAAAAUAAGAACUUGUUUCAAAUUUUAGGCUAAACAAGUUCCUGUAUAGAUGGGUUUAACUGGCAAAUUUAAACCCAAAAAGUUCUUAAAAACCAGGUUCUUAGUCACAGGUUUUCACUGUGUAUUGCUGUUUUUUGUAGGUCGGGCAUACUUCCAGUGCUUGUGAAAUGCUUGGAAAGAGACGACAAGUGAGUAAAAAUUACCAAGAGACUGUUACAUGUAAACUCAUCAAGAUGAGGUUGCAUUUCAGUGCCCUAGUGGAAGCACAUAAGAGUCAAACACAACAUAUCCAGGGCAACCAGUGAGCACCAGUGGCACUGUCACACUGACCAAAUAGAUCAGUGGAAUAUGAACAUAUAUAAUACAGUCAUACCUUUCUGAAAGUGAGGGAGGGAUGGGGAAAAAAUUAGCAAAAGCAGCUUUGACUCAAAACACACCUAAUUGCACAGUGAAUCUCAGCAACUUGAGUGAGCCAUCUCAAUCGAAACCGCCUUGCAGCCUUGUUUCAGGUUGAACGCAUUCACCCCUGGAAAAUUUGCGGAAAAACAGUUUUGAAGCUAGUCGAGUGGUUUUCUGGUCACUGUUGUGCUAUAAAGACCUAAAACUCAUCACAAAGCUAUUUACAGGUCGUAUACUUCAUGGCCUUCUGAUUCAGAUGGCCAAACUAUUCGCUUGCAAAGUUCAGGCAUGCACAGGAAGCAAAAUUUUUGGGUUUAAAAGUGACACAGCAGUCUUGACUUUUACUUUUUGCUCUCUCUCCUCCCCUUGUUUUUCACUUUUCUCACCUCAUUUUGUUUCUCUUUUGCUGGGGAUUUAGUAGGCUUCAUUUUGGUGGGAAAAGUUUUUGCAAAGGCUUUUAGGAUCUUUAAUAUGAUCAGAGGAAAGGCAAGGUUGGUCGGUAGUGGAACAAGAUUUUCAUGGAAAUUUUCAGGUCAAUGUUUCAUGGUUUCAUGGUGCCCUUGACUGAACCAUGCUCAUUCUGGUAUGGUUUGAAAGAUCUCUUCUCUCUGCACAAGUUAACGGACAAAGUUGUCCUUGAACAAUAAAACUGAUUUCAGCACAAGUGGAAGAAGGGACGUGGAUCCGCAUGUGCAGUUACGGGCUGUUCAGGAACCAAUGGGUUAACUUCGCCUAAAUUACCCUUAGCCACAUUUGAUAUUAGGAGGUACAUGAUGUCGUAGUUGAAAAAAUAUAUUAUUAUUAAUUUGUCAUCUGAUAUCACUUGCUUUGUUACUCUCUUUUUUUUUACAGUCCCUCUCUUCAGUUCGAAGCAGCAUGGGCAUUAACAAACAUUGCAUCUGGUACCUCGGAGCAAACAAACGCUGUCGUCAAGGCUGGUAGGCAGGAUCAAAUCUCAGUUUUUAAAGAAUUUUAUUUUGGGUGAUCUCUUCUCUGUGUCCUUGUCAGGGAGGGCAGGGCAGGUGUCAGACCUCAGAACCUUUGCCCUUUUUAGAGAUGUAGCAUGACCCCUGGGCUGUUAAAUUUUUUUCCCUCAUCAUGACAAAAGUUUGACAAGGUUAUUUACCCUCUUUCUCCUUAUCCAUUUGAAGUUUUUGUGAUACUGUGAACAGACAUGGUUAGUUUGCAGAUUGCCAGACUGAUCAUGAUUUGUCGCAAACAGUCUUACCUUCCAUGACAAUGUUCUGUUUCGAAUAACUAUCAUAUCAUAUCAUAUCAUAUCAACUUUGUACAUGUAUCGUGUGAUUUAAAAGCUAAAUGAUAUUUUGGAACAAAAGCACUGUGUACAUGUAUCUUCAGAGUUAGAUUUCUUUUAUCUAACCCUUCGCAAAAUUUAUACUGGGACAUAAACUGCUUCAAGUAACAACUAAUGUUCACAAAAGUAAUAUUAUUAUUAUUGAGGUUUUUCCGUAUAGUGAGAUCUGUUUGCAUAAAUUUUGUCUCUUAAAAAGGUUAUAGAAAAAAAAUGUCCUUGACCCAGUAAAUCAGGGUUUCGUUUUCACACUUCUAUGUGAUUAAACCACAUUAAAUUGAUGUUAUAUUUGUUUGUAGAUGCUGUCAAGCAUUUUAUGAAGUUACUGCAAUCACCUCAUCAGAAUGUCUGUGAACAAGCUGUCUGGGCUCUGGGGAACAUAAUUGGUAAGAAUUUAUCUGUGCUAAGUUGUACUGUAACUCCCAGGCUUCUUAAUGACUGCUGCCAGGUAAACGGCAAUGACAUUUACCAUAGGAAGUUUUGUAUAACGUACACCUAAUGUUUAGUGCUUGAAAUCGGGGGUCAGCUUUGUGUAAGAUCAUAUGCUUCAGAUGGUACAAACUGCCUGGUUUUGGUUCAGAAACAUAAAAAUGACCAUUUAAGCAUUUUACAUUUUUUGUGUAAACAUUCUGAAAUUUAAUAUACCAAAAAAUGUUUUAAAACUCUGCAUGCUAAUACUUAACAGUAUCAUAUGUAAAAUGUGUUCAUCCAGAAAAUACUGUAUCCGUACUUCCACACAAAGGGUUGGACUAUGUUUGAAUCACUUUCCACCCAAAAUGUACAAUAUAAAGGUGUCUCGUUCAUGUUCCCAGUGAAAAUGGGAAACACGCAAAUUGCAAGUAGCAAUCAGAGAGUAAGCUACUUGCUUUUUACGUUAAUAUACAGCAGUGGAAGUUUCCAACGUUCAACAAUGCAAAUAGCCAUCUCUGUCAAGAAAGAUUGUUUAGAACCAGAAAUUAAUUUAUCAAGCAUGGCAACGUGACAUCACAUUUUUCCUCUCUAUGAAGUCUGGAAAAUUUUGUUGAAGAUUGACUUUGUUCUUUCACUAUAGGUGAUGGUCCUGGGCUAAGAGAUUUUGUCAUUCGUCAUGGUGUGGUGGGACCAUUGCUUAAGUUUGUCAAUCCUAAUGUUCCUGUAAGUAUCUCUCUUUUUGGGGCCUUGUGAUUAUGGUCAGCCAAGUGCUUACAUGUAUACAGUAUUUCCUCAAAUAUGCGGGGUGUUUUAUAAUCCCAUUAAAUUAAAAAAAUUAUCACAUGAAAUAAACUGUACAUGGGCUUUUUAAGCGUUCCAAAUUUGGUUCCCUUAUUGAUUUUCAGAGCUUGAAUCUUCACUGAUCAGUUUUGCUGGAUUAGAUUCCACUUCAACUUGAGAGGGAGGGGAUAAAAGAAAGCAAAGAUGAUGGAAGGGGUUAGGGGGGGGGGGCAUUGUUCGAGAAAGUCCUUUUUAUUAAAAUAUUUCCUUCAAAGGGGGGUGAUUAUUCGAGUGAAGCGAUUAAUUGAGGGACGGCUAUUAUUCAAUGAAAAUCGAUAUAUUUGGUCAUGAUUUACACCAUGUAAGUGUUUAUUUUAUUAUAAUUGUGACUGUUCAUCUAUUUCUCAUUGAACUGUACAGUAAUAAACAAAAGCAAAAAUCAUUGCGAUGAUUUCCUAUACAUUCACAGUGUUCUCACCAGGCCGCGGCCUUGCGGGAUUCCCGCAAGAAAAACUGAAAUGGCGCAUUAAAACCAAGAAGAUGCGCCCGUUAGGGCGCAGGGGCAAUUGUUUGAAUAAAUAAAAGACAUAUCAAAUGAGUCAAAGUCUUUCAUUUUGUUGCCUUUACUUUCAUUGCUCCCACGCACGUCCCACUACAUCGUAAACUCCUCCUCCGAAUCGUAAACACCUCUUCCGCCAUAUUGGAUCAGGUAGGUACUUCAUGUAACAGACAAUUUGGAGUGCGGGCUCAGGUUCUUCGUACCGCGUGUUUUUUGUAACUUUGUCCCCCUAAUGUUCUUACAGGGCCCCUAUUUCUCAGAAGAGGGGGCCCUGGGACUCUCCAAGGCAAAAUCCUGGUGAGAACACUGCAUUCACAUGUCUGAAAUGAAAGGAGUUGGGAAAUUCUUUAAUUUGGGGGGUUAUGAUUCCACUGACAGUACUCUCAAGCUACAAUGAGUGAUACUUUGAUUUUAACAAUGCGAUGGUGGAGGUUAUGAUGCCUCAAAUGGUUUCAUAAAGCCUUUAAAAACCAGGGUUAUGAUUCCUGUGCCUGACAAAAUGAUGUGAUGACUUGGUGAAGCCUGGGCAAACCAAGGUUAUGAUUCCUCAAGCACAUAAAAUCAUUACUGAAAUUACAAUUGGUUAUUUGACUAUGCCUUUUCCUGUGUGUACAGAUAAGCUUCUUGAGAAAUGUGACGUGGGUGAUAGUAAAUCUGUGUAGAAAUAAAGAGCCUCCUCCACCUAUGGCAACCAUUCAAGAGGUGAGUUAAACAGCAGGCUUUGCAGGGUUCUCCAGAUUCUCCAGGAAUCAGUGAAUCGUCACAGAAGAUAACUCUUUUAAGAGUGAUAAUAAUAUUAUAUCGGUCGUAUUGGUUUGCAACACCUUGUUGGAUGAAAGCAAACAUCAUAUUAUGAAAUAAAGCAAAUAUAGGUAAAUAAACGUGCUUUCCUUAUGGCUAGAAUUCUUUCCCUGGUCACUCAACAUGCUCUAAAAUUCACUUUUUGGUGCCCCCAGAAUUUAAAAUUUUCUCCAGGAAAGCUAGACCCCCCAAUAGAGUUGGUGGUGGACGGUGGGGAGGGGAGGGUGAUUCACCCCUCAAACCCUGUCUUAGAAAGUUACACGGUUCCUAAUAAAGCCAUUUACAAUAAUAGUGAUGUUACUUCCUAAGACUGUAUGUAAACAAAUGGUCCCAGUAAGUAAGAGUUUCAAGUUACAGAAGGGUCAAGUUACUGCUUUUAUAUUUAUAAAAUAGAACUUUGCUACACAGUGAGGGUGUCAAACAGGGUUGUGUCCAAAAACUGUGUUAAUCACUAAAAACCUUGCAUUUGUGAAUUUUAUUAGUGCCGUUCGAAUGACCUGUUAUUGGGUUAAAGAUAUUUCCUUACUGUUCUUGUUUUUGUACACCUGUAGGUCCUUCCAGCACUCGCUCUUCUUAUUCACCACCAAGAUCUAAAUGUAUGUAAACACUCCUGAAUGUUAUGAUGAUGUUUGGCAUGUGCAUAUAGUCAAACCUGUAAUAAGUGGUCACUCUUGGAGAAUGGCUUACUCAAUUGCGGUCGUUUUGCCUGACGGGGUUUGCCACACCCUAAAUUUUAAUAAUAUCCACAAAUUCUUUAAUAGUUAUCCGAAAGAAGGUGCAAUAUUUCAAAACCCCAUACACGUAUGACUUGCAUCCAAAAAUUUCACUUAUUUUUAUUACAUACUUCUAAUAUUUUCACAUGACUAAAAUUUACAAAAAAAUGCCCAAAUUAGCCUCCGGUACCACCUUAAGUCGAUUCGCCCAGUUACAUACAACACUCUACAACAUGGUGAACAUACUUCUUUGAGAUGUUGUUUUAGUUAUCCUUGGAUUCAACAUGUGCAGUCACUGUCUUUCCAUCCUUAUUCAUUUUUUAAAGGCUUAAAGAACGACAAAUACCCAUCGGGCGAAUCAACUUAAUGUGCAAACUGCUAUCAGGCGAAUCAACCUGUGGGGGAAACGACCUGAUACCGGCUGACUGACAAACUUAAGAACUACUCAAGAAAAUGAGGAUGAUGAAAGAGCGAAAUAUCUAUUGCACGACAAAUUGAUCUCAAAGUGUUUCUUCCUCUUCUUGUGCCAAAAGAAAGGAAGUAAGAGACCACCAAACGCCAUGCACUGACAGUGUAUCUGUUGGACUAGUAUGGUGCAUCUUGUUAAAGUGCCAGUUUAAUAGAGAUGAAGACAGUAAAAAAUUAUUUGUUGGGACCUCGGAAAAUGUGACCGUGACUGCUUAAUACAGGUCGCUUUUACAGUAAUUAAGGGAAAUGAUUUCUGGGACUUCAGCAAGUGGGCUCUUUUACAGAUAGUCUUGUUUAGUGCUAAAACCUGCAAAUGAAAAAGGCCGUUUUUGAUACAAUUAUAACAGGUUCGUUUUUAAUAGGUUUCAGUAAUUCCAUUCUGGAAAUACUCUGGUGCACUAAUGAAACUCAAAAUUUUGUAACAUCCUUUUUCAGAUUUUAGUUGACACAGUGUGGGCAUUGUCUUACUUGACUGAUGGGGGUAAUAAUCAAAUUCAGGUAUGCUUUUAGCGGUGUUACUUUUAGUUUUAGUUUUUCGCGUUCGUCGGAACGCAUCCUAAUCUUGGUGUUCCUGUUGUACGAGGCCACAAAUUUUCGAGGUACCGCGGGUGACUGCCGAUAAGCCGCUCCUAUCAGGGGUGUCUCUGCCGGGAAACUGGACUCCUUUGGACUCGAUUUCGUUUCCGUAAGAGACGAACGUGGAUCCGUAAUCAAUGAUUACAUCUACUAACUAUGCCUCUAAUUUUAGGAAUUAAAGGGCUGUGUCACGCCUGUCUAGUUUAUGUUGUUAAGAUUGCCAAUUACGCUUACUUGUGCACUAUAAAAUCCAGCGUUAAAGAAGAAAUUACCGUCGGUUGCAUCUAAGCGUGGACGCGAGACAAAAAACAUGUUCUAAUAGGGGGCCAUACAUUACAUGUUUUGUGGGCAAACAUUUGAAGUCUUGACAGCUGUUAAAGCAAACUGUCGCGCCAAAGGUAAGUUGUUUACACGUUUUUGAUCAGCACGUCCAGCCCCUAUUUCAUUUUUCUCAACUUUCAGGCACAUUUUUUCGCUCAGAAACAGAACGCUUGCCUCCAGAAAUUAUUCUUAACGUCUAAAAAUUCUUACAAAGAAUAUUUUGUUGAAGGAAAACAAAUCAAGUCGACAACAGCCGCCUACUCCAAACUUGGAAUGUUUGGCGCCAAAACAUGUCAUGUUUGCACCCAAUUAGAACAUGUUUUUUUCCUCUCGUGUACGCGCUUAAAUGCAACCGAGGGUAGUUGUAAAUGAUAAAAUCACAGCUUCUUGUACUUCCCAAACAUAGGUCUAUCAAACGUUACAAACAACAAAAUCGUUAGGCUUACAAGUUUUCAGAGACCCACAGUUUCAGUGCGUUUUAAACGUCUUCAAGUUUGUCCGUCCGUUCCUUCUUUUAUAUUCGCUGUGCUAUGAAUAUCUUCUUUUAAUGUUCUGAGCGAUUAUUUUUGUUUCACUCAAUUUGUUGCAGUUCCCACUGUUAGAACUUAGGUAAAAUUCGUGACGCAGCUCGUUUAAAACUUGGUCUAGUAAUAUUAAAAUAGUAAUAUUGUUGCAGUUCCCACUGUUAGAACUUAGGUAAAAUUCGUGACGCAGCUCGUUCAAAACUUGGUCUAGUAAUAUUAACUACAUGUACACUUAGAUCCAAUUGCAAGACUAUUUUUGUUUACAAGUGGAUAUUAUUUUGCAGGUUGUUAUUGAAAGUGGAGUGGUACCUCAUCUUAUACCCCUGCUAAGUCACGCUGAAAUUAAACUGCAGGUAAAUGAUUUUGCUCAGAUCUUGUUGGCUGAAUGAGUCCAGCUAAAAAUCAUGUUGUUCGGGCUGUUCAUUUAACUUAGCUCCUUCUAGCUUUUUGUGUCUGUAAGAGUGCUUCUUCCUAGACUGCAAGCAGUUGCACGAGGGUCAUUUGCGUGUCUCGUGCGUUUUGCUCGACAGACCAAGAGAAAAGAGAGACUGCUGGUCGUCUAGCUUCUUCCCUCAACCACCAUUGAAUCCAGACUGGAUUUCUCUGUUUCCUCCAAAAUGGUCAGAGUUAAGUCUUUGCCCCUACUUUUCGUGUCCUGUAGUAUAGUUUGAACACCAAGAGUCCAGGACUGGAAGAAUUCCUUUGUACACGUGGAACAUCGUGCCCAGUAGUCUGUCAAAAGGGUUUGGUGCACAAAAUCCCAAUCCUCGCUCCUGAAUAUUUAAUUCUGUCUUAGUGGAUUCCAGUCUUUGCCCCUACUUAUUCACUUCCUCUACGGUUCAAAUAUCUGUUCACACUGUAGCAAAGUAUGUCACAGAAUCUAUCUGAUGGAGCGAUUUUCGUAUGACCUUCAAAAAUGGUUUCAGUAAGUGUUCGUUGUUUGUUUUAUAAGCCAAUGGAUGAAAAGAUCAAAACAUGGACUCUUCAUUUUCCCGCCAAAGAAAACCCUAAUAUGGAGAAGGCAUUGUUCGAUUAGCCAAUCUUGUUGCAGUAUGACGUCAAAGCGAGGUAUCAGUUGAUUUCUAGAAAGUUCUUCGGGCAUGAAGUUUUUUCACCCAAGCGUUCGCUUAACCAACCAAAAGCCACGUGCGUUUGUAUCCGUUCGACAAACCAAUCAAAUCCCUCUAUUUCUGUUUUGUUUGUGCGUUUUCAUUUCAAGGUCAUACGAAAAUCGCUCUAUGUGACUCCUCUCUUUCGAAAUCGGUGCAGCGUAGCAUCAUACCUCUAUAUAAAUUGCUUCUAAAUCACAUAUGUGAACAGACGCCCAAUCCGGUAUGGUUUGGGCAUAACCUUACAAAAGGCCGUGCCAUUUUCAAUGGUUAAAAUUUCAAAAAGUUUUGGGGAUCAGCACGAUGUACCCUAGUGAAAGCUAACACCUCUGUCCUUUUAUCUUUUAAAAACUGUCACUUUUUUUCCUGAAUUUGUCCAGCACACCUUGACCCCACCCUGUUUGUUUCUGUACACAGAAAAUAGGGAAUUUAAGAUCCGAGGACACGACGGCAGCGAAAACGUCGCUUAAAAAGUGAACUUGCUUUUUUUCAGUCUUCAUCGCGACUAUUCCUACCCACUUACUUUGUCAAAUGUAGGUGAACCCCUCAGGAGUCAGUGAAUUCCUAAGAACCAUGUCCAAGUUUAAAAUUUCGUCGACGGUUGUUUACGUCCUCCAUAAACCGUUCAAUUACGCAUUUUUUAGUCGUCCAAAACGGCAACGAGAUGUACAAAAAAAGCGUGAUGCACGAGCAAAGUUGUUGUUUUGCUAAUUAAACCUAUUGCUCCUCUUGACGUUCUUGUUGCCGUCGCGUCGUCGGAUCUUAAAGUCCCUAAUUAACCUGCCUGGCAGACGUUAAUAUAGGAAGGGGAAGGAAGAAUUCGGGCAUACGAGGAGGAGUUUCCUUUUUCCCUCUCCCCGCAGGCCUCUCGCGCUCUCGCGCGCUCAAAUUCCCCUGCCCCGCCCCCGCCCCCUUUCCCAUUCAACACCUGCCACGCGGGCUAAUUGAAAAUGGACGUUACAGUUCGCUGGCUGGAGUGAGUCUGGAGUCAUUUGGGGGGAAAAGUGCGUUGAAUUGCAAUGAAUCUUUGAUUUGUAAGGUUUUUACUUUUUACAUGUUUUUACUUGUUUUACAGACAGCAGCUCUUCGAGCAGUUGGUAACAUUGUCACUGGAACAGACGAACAGACACAAGUAAGCAAAGCCCAUGUUACAUUGUAACUAACUAAGUUGACUACAAUAGUGCGUAAAUUAUUUUAGCGCUGGCGGCUCUGCGCCAACAUUUUCUCCGAACUUACAUGUGUGACAUCUCUUAAUAUUCUAAAUUUCAUUUUGUAAAAUCAUAGCAGAAAGGUGUUGAAGUUUGUAAAUUAAACAAUGUACAGGGUAGUGAGUAGCUGGUCUUCACGUGGUAGUGUAGUCACCCAAAAUCGACACUAAUAAUGUAGAAAUGUGAUUUUAGGGUCUUUCUUGGGGGGCUGGGGGGGUGGGGGGUAUUAAAGGUGUUAAGGAAGAAUGACAGUUGCCAGCAUUUCUAUACAAAAAUAUAAUAUAAUUGAAAUUAUUUCAUUUAGUUUGGUUUGUUUAUGUUUUUGGUUUGUUGCCUCUUUGUAUUGUUUUCAGGUUGUGUUGGAUCAUGGGGCCCUUCGUCACUUUCCAGCGUUACUUAAUCACCAUAAAGAGAAAGUUAAAAAGGUCAGCUUUCAAAAACUGUCCUCGUAUACUUGUACUUUGUUACCAUGAUCACGGAAAAGUCAGGAAAUUUUGUUGUUCUUAUUAGUGACAACCUUGUUGAAGGCAAGAAAUGUACGUAUUUGUUGUUUUAAAAAGCGCAAGAGCUACGUGCAAACGGACGGAAUUACUCGCAACAUCGUUGGCCCAACAAUGUUGGAAGUUGUUGCGUCCGUGUUGGUAGUGGUGGGCAAACGGAUCCAACAACUCCCAGCAAUGUUGGGACCUGCGGUGCAUCGUGGGAAGGAUACAACCCAGAAGACUUUGGAGACCAUGUGUAACGCGGGUUCGUGGCCCCAACAAUGUUGGAAAAGCUGUGCAAACGAAUCCAAUAUUGUUGUGCUACGCUUGGUGAUCACGGAACAAAAGAAAUUUUGGAAGUUGUUGGUUCAAUAGGUCGACCGGUUUCAACAACUCCCAACACGCAACAACAUACAACAGGGUGUGCAAACGGACGCAUUUGCAACAUUCAACAAUGGGGGUUGUUGGCCAACAGUGUCCUUAUUUUACGUUAGUAUCUCAAAAUAUUUAUCGUCUAAUGAACAAACUUGAGGCCGAUGGUGUACUCAUUUAACUCCCCCGUCCCCCACCCCAACCCCCUCUCUCUCCAGGUACGUAAAGCUAAAUGGAAAGAAAAAAGUCGAAACAAGGAUUUUACAUUAGUUUGUGUGUGUGUGUGUUUUUUUUUCUGUGUGUCACAGGAAGCAGUUUGGUUUCUAUCAAACAUCACCGCUGGCAAUCAGGCUCAAGUACAGGUAAAAAUCAGCCAAGUUUGUCUCUCUCCUUGUUUUGCUCGUUCAGGAUGAGACGGGACGUAAAAUAAACCAUUCCGACUUUCGAAAGGAAAAGGGUUAUAGACCCUGGUGGUCUGGACUGCUUUAGCUUGUGUCCUAUGUUGCUCGCGGAAAAUAUACAUCAAAGGUUAUUUUCCUUCAAAAUGAUUAAAGUAGUCGUCUGCAAGCAGGCUGGGUCAUGUUUCAAGUCAAGGAGCGUUUUUGCCAGGUUUGGCCCAGCUCAAAAAAUGAAUAAAUAAAUACAUUUUGUAUCAAGUUUUCAUUUUGUUCAAACAGAAGAAAGAUACAUGUAGGAAACGCAACAUUUUCCAUGGUUUCAUUGGUUUAUUUGAUAUCGUUGUUAGAAAAAUUCCCAUUUCAAGGACCAUCAAUGAAAUGUUUCUUUUAACCCCGUUUGUAUCAUCUACCAAUGAAUAAGGUAAAGUAAAACUUGAUUUUAACAGAGUGGCCCAUUCACCUCAACGGCUGGUCCACAUCUGGGGUCCUGAAAGAUGAGUGAAUGAAUCAUUAAAUUAAUGGUCUUUUUUUCUUUUGCAGGAAAUCAUCGAUGCUGGCCUUGUUCCACUUAUUAUUCAGACUUUAGAAAAUGUAAGUACUUUUUUGUGUGAUAGUGAGUCACUGUGGUAGCUAACACUACAGCUUUCGCUGCAUCAUACAUAAGCUCCUUUAGAAAUUGCUUCUGCGGUAGCUCACUGUCAGUCAAUUGUGUAGAAAUGUAGUAUAGUUCUCUAACUUUGAGUCUGUGGAUGAAGUACUCAAAUGAAACCUCUUCAGUUGUACUUUCAAAUGGUGCUAUUUUAUAGUGUGUAGUUCUAACUUUGAGUGGGUGCAUGAACCCUCUGUUUUGACUAUUCAAAUCGAAUGUCCCGUUUAUUAUUUAGCUGCCUGUGCCAACAGGCAACGCCCAAUCAAGAAAUGAGUUUUAUCGUUGUUGAAGAAAGACAAAAUGGCAGAUGAAUCUCCCGUAAGGCAUUGCGUAUCUCAUUCCCCCUGCAGUGGGGCCGACUUUUCAGGGGAGGUGAUGGGCCAUCUCAGAUAAAAUAUCUGGCGAACAGAACGGAAACAACACUCUUGCGUGGAGUUAUAAGUCCUAUACUUACACCGAAAUAAAAUAGGAAUAAAAUGUGACAACUUAGUCAGCCUAAAGUUGCCCUGCCACUGUAAUUGUAAUUGUAAUUUGUUUACCCACAGAGCACUUAGCAGUUCCUAAGAACUCGUCGAAACGCGUCCGUGCGUUCCAGAUCGAAUUACAAUUUGGAAGUGUUGGUUUUUAAGGAGAGGGGAAAGCCAGAGUACCCGGACAAAAGCCUCUGGGAGACAUAUGGCUUAGACGCCAAGAAAAGUUUAACUUGGCCAUGUGUCAGACCUAACUAAUGAUGAAGGUGCCGCAGAAGAGUGGCGUUUAAGUCAGUUACGUUCGCUACUCUAGUUUGGUACGGCGCACGGCGUUUGUGUGCCGGCACACAUUAGGCGUGACGUUUGAACUAGGCCUUAAUCGUUCUGAUGUUAUUAAUUUUCAAUUAUUUUUAUCAUCUUCAUCAUUCCUAUUAUUAACAUUGUUAUGAUUUUAUUUUAGGGAGAAUUUUUAACCCAAAAAGAGGCAGCGUGGGCGAUCAGUAACUUCACAGUCAGUGGAACACCGCAACAGGUGGGCGGGCCAAUCAUAUUAUGCUGAUUAUGGUGCGGGUAAUAUAGGGGUAUAUACAUCCAAAAAUAUCCUACAAAACUCUUGGUGUCAAUUGACAUCCACCAAUAGUUAAUAAGGUUGUUAAAAGGAGCUAUGCUGAGACGCAAAAGCUGUUUUAGUGUUUAUCGAUAGAAAUCGUUCUAAACAACGAAUUAUGGGCAGCUCCCAACGUGGAGAAUAAAUUGAUGUACUGCUCAGCUUUAUUUUUCAAAGGCAGUUUUGUUUUUCAGGGAGUGUAGCUAUCCUUGUGAGAAUUCUCACGCUACUGCCUCCUUAAGAAGGCGUUGUUUUCUUCUCGUCUCUACCUUUGAGGGUUACUCGAGCCGCACUCUUUUCUGUGGAUUUGCGCACUGCUGUAAAGCGAGUAAACAUAACAUGUGUUCUGCAGGCCGGGUUAGAAAUUAAGAUAAUUGAUAAUAAACGGUUUGCUUGGAGACCUGGCUUGCCAACUCAAUUGGUUAAAGCACUCCGCCGUUUUCGCAGAGCUCAGGGUUCGAAUCUAGUCUGCUACACAGCCGUUUUUAGUGUCGUCACGCAAUGCUCCUCCCCACUAACUUAGUGGGGAGGAGCGUUGCGUGACGACACUAAAAAUGGCUGCGUAGCAGACUAGGUUCGAAUCCCGCCAAGCUUGAAUUUUUCAGGCCUCCUUUUUGCAACUGCAUUAGUUGCUUCUUUAACUGUGGUGAUCUUUUUUGCAUCCACUUCUUCACCCCGCAGUUAUAAUAUUAUAAAAUUCAUAUACUCAUCAUUUCAAUGUAUAAACUCUUGUUUAAAAGAGUUUUUGAGAGGUCCCCGUGGUUUCAUGCCGGGAUCACUUUUUGACCUUGUUUUACACGUUUGUGCUUCGUAGGUUGGGGUCCUUGUUGAAUGCGGUGCGAUUGCUCCGUUCUGCAAGUUACUCGAGUGUAUGGACACUCAGGUAAUCUUCUUUUCAUUUUCACCCUUUUUACGCCCGCAUCGAACUGUCAAUUUAUAUUUCAUUUAGGAAACAAAAUUUCGAGGGAAUUAUUCGCUGAACGACUCCCUGUAAAAUUAUUCUUGAAGUAACGUUUCUUGACCUUGACCAUUAAAGUUAUUAUAUUUAUGAGUUGUUCUCCUUAUAUUUACGAAAUACUGGCGUAUAUAUCUCGUGUGGCCUUCUUUGCAAGCAUUAAGCAUAUCCCGAAAACGUAUUAUCGACCGUUAUACGUUUUUUGAGUUUUAAUUUUACGACAUGUUCUAAUGACAGCAGAAAGAAAGAAAAGAAGCGGGAAACAUAUAUACUUUAAAAUUCGCUCAGUGCUAGGCGUUUCGCGAGUUAAUGUGUGUCACUCUGAACCACAAAGCAGGUUAUUUGAAAAAAGUAAUAAUAAAACAAGACUUUAAAAAAUUCUUUUUAACAGGUUAUUCAGAUUGUACUGGAUGGCAUCAAUAAUAUUUUAAAGGUAGGUGCACAUUCCCUUGUUUUCACAUUGGCUUCUGUCCAGACGGUACCUUGCUUUGUCUUAUGUUCAUAAUUCAUGACGCGCACGAUUUUUCUGGAAACGUUUUGAGAUCAUGUGUGUGACUUGUAGUUGCAGGUCCGAGUUAAGAGAUGCCAGAAGGGGCUGUUAUUUAAAGGCGCAAAUAGUCUACCAGUGUUUGUCACUUUUGACAUUUAAACUGACAGUCAAGAGCAUUGUCCUCCGAACUUAAACAGAGCUAACCUCAAAUAUUUACUCACAAUACACUUAGUACUGUGUUUAUGUCAUGUUUUUUCGCAAGGUGAUGCAUUCGAUAUUAAAAAGAUGCCUUCUUCAGUUUUUUUUUGCAUGCCACGAGCAACGGAGAAGCUUGUAGGAAGUAUUUUAUUUUAUACAAUACCUACGCCACAACCAACAAUACUUUCACCGGUUACCGCUCGUUUCGAUACAAGUUGAUGCGGGCGUUUUGUAAAUAGUUUCAUGUCCUUGGAAUAUUCGAGUACUCACACCAAAUGUUUUUCUUGUUCACGCGCAAGCUAUACUUGAAGUGAUCAAAAUUCUUGUUAUUUCCAAUGCAUCGCAACGACUUGUAUCGAAACGACCGGUUUCGCUUUCGCCACCACCAACAAUAUCACUCCCCCAUGUCUUUUUACAGCUAUUUCGAGAGAGGUUGUCGAAUAAAGUGCACUCGACAACCCCGAAAGGUAUUGUGGGUGGUUUUGAGUUCACUGUUUUUCAAAGAAAUAAAAGUAGGUUUGACAGCUACAGUGUUAGGAACUGUGUAUUGACCAUAUUCCAUAUUACCUUUUGGGAUUGUUGCGUACACAUUUUUCCGACAAUCCUUCUCGAAACAGCUGUAUACAGUCGAACCUCGAUGUAGCGAACGUUAAAACGAACGAUAUUCUGUACUCCAGUUAUAGUGGAAAGAACCUCGAUAACGAAAUCUCGUUAUAGCGAACUAAUUUGGCCAGUCCCUUGGCCCUUCGUUAUAUCGAGCUUCCACUGUUCGUACAAACCUCUCCUCAUUCUCUGAUUUGUAUUUUGUUGCAGAUGGCUGGUGAAAGAUCAGAAGCCAUUGCUACUAUCAUCGAGGAAGCUGGAGGUUUUUAGACUAUUUUUACCUCUUUGAAUUUACAUUAACCUUAAUGAAUCCCUUCACACUCAAGAUUGCCGAGGACCAAUUUACGAAAAACGUCAAAUUUGAUUUGGUAAGGUAUAUGAAAAGAUAUUUAACCGAUCGGGCUAUUAAUUGAAAGAAAAACAACAGCAAAAUUAUUGUAUUUUAUUCAAAAGAAAGGAACAAAAAUUCUUCCACCCCCAAGUAAAGGGCUAGUCGUGGCGGGGGGAAGACGAAAUAUCAACAAGAUAUGAUUUUGUCCACAGACUCAAGAGUUAGAACUUCAUGACAUUGCGUUUUCUCCCAGCAUGAAUGUUAGUACAUCAUCAAGAGAACUGGUUUUGAGAAUUAAUAGACCAUUUUCGAUAUAUUCAUACUUGGCUCCCAGGCUUGACUUGGACUGUCCUCCUCCUUACAUGACCGUUUUCUGUUGCGUGAAAUGGCUCCCCGGUUGUUGAAAUGAAACAAAUGAUAGCCCAGCCUUACAAAGAGGCAAAGGUUUGUCUUUGUGAGAAAAGGUCCUCCUCUUGAGUGUGUUUUUACCCUUUGAACCCUAAGAUCAAAAUUGAGAUUCUCAUUUACUGUCCCUAUACUUUUUCAAUAAAGGAAUGGGGAGAAUUUGUUGAAAUAUCAAUUAGACACAUCUUCCCUGAUCAUGUCGUCACUUCUCAUGACCACUCUGUGUGCUAAAGCAUUGAUAUUAUCAGGAGAAAUUUCAUGCUGAUCGCUCUUAGGGCUUAAAGAGUUAAUAGAGGGCUAGAACCCAUGGAAAGAAGUUGUCUUUGCUUUUGAGUCUGUGGAUGAAAUCCUACUGUGAUCAGCUAAACGCCUUUUAUUUUGUAAAUAAUUCACUAAGCGAAUUCAGCAAAAGCUUGGUUUGAAGCAGUCUUGAGAGUGGCAGAUUUAAGUUAAGGUUGUUUAACAAAAUCAUUACUCAAGUCCUAUUUCACCUAGCCUACGAACGCAGACCUAUUCACGGUCGUCGCCUGUCUCCACCCGAAAAGAGAGAAGCGAAGACCGAAGUAAGGGCCUGGUUACAUGGAGGUGGGGGACCCCAGAUAGGCGAGGUAACAUCCGGCGGGUCACCCCUGCACCUAUCAUGUAAAAUGAGAGAUUAUAUGGACAGGCGGGUUACCUCACCUACCUCGGGUCCCCCGCCUCCAUGAAACAGGACCUAAGUCUGCGUUUCUCAGGCUAUAUUUCACCCAGGUCCGAGAACCAUGAACUGAAUGGGAAGGUGUUUCUCCUUAGGUUUCUAAAUUUUCUCAGUCCUCUUCCUAAAAAAAGUCCAGAGUUCCCAUUGAAAAAAUCCCGUAAAAAAAGACAAAACAUCCACGCAAGAUUUUUUUCUAUGGCGUAAGCACUCCUCCCCUAAAUCCGGGGACUUUUAUUUGAAACUGUCAAUCUUCCCGCGCGUAACGUAAUUUCCGGUAAAAAUGCCCUUCCGGUUCGCUCUUACAAACAAUUCUUUUAGAAAAAAGGCACAAGAAAUAAUCCUUAACAGAAGGUAUAUCCUCCUCUCUUUCUUACCCUGUAAGAGUUGUUUGUCCAUCAAAAGGGUACCUUUUUGAACAGCCUUGGCGGCUGGUACCCGCCUAUUCUAAUUGAUAGACAUUAUUUAGCCUGAGGUGGAAAACAACGUGAGUGGAAAAACUGGUAUCAACCACGAGAUGUGAAACUAAAUAAGCUAACAAAUCCAUCUGCAGUUUAUCUCCCUUCCAAACAAUCUGUGGCUUUUCUCCCAAAAUUGACUAACACGUACAGUCCUGAAAUUCCGAGCGCGACUACCACCCUUUCAACCCUUCAGAUCAACUUCGAUUUUAACCCUUCCUAACCCUUGUUGAUCAUAGGCCGCUGUAAAAGUUGAAUUACUUAUGCUUUCUUCUCCUGUUAGGCUUGGACAAGAUCGAAUCCCUGCAAAACCACGAGAACCAAGAAAUCUACAAGCUUGCUUUUGGAAUAAUUGAUAAGUACUUCUCCAAUGAGGUAUGUGUGUUUUUAUCAUUAGAGUCAUGGUGGUUUGUCUAUUGUACGUACGUCCCAUGAGUUUAUUUAUAAUUUUUCUAUAAUCUCCGUCUUGUUUCCACGAGUUACUUUUUUUAUUCUUAAAAGAAAUCUAUUUUGAACGGCAUUCAUUCAGUUUGCCCUUGACUGCCUUAUGGAGUGUCUUUGCCAUCCCUAACAUUCAAAAUAUUUACAAAUAAUGAAAAGACCUGCGAAAAGCGACUAAGGAUGUUUCGCUACACUGCAGCUUAAUCGACUUCCUGCUUUUUAAAAUUGACUGAUUUGUAUCGUAAUGUUCUGCUCAAUGAGCUCUUCACACGAGUAUUGUGAUGUGCAAUAAAUUAUCAUGGUCUUAAACAUUGUAGCAAAUCGACUGUGCAGCGGAAACACUUCGUAGCGAAUUGACCGAAUACCUGAGCCGUCAUCGUGCGAUCACAGGUCAUUAGCUUGAUGAUAUUUAUCAGAUGGUUUUCCUAUUUACUGAUUUAUUUAAUUCGCCACGGUGUAUUACUUUUAAACUUGGCAACUUUAUUGAUUUUAAGGCGUUGUUUUCAGUCGUGUUGAUGGAUUUUCGCUAACUGGUCCCCGUCAAAAGUUAGAAAAAAGACUUGGAAGGGUCUAUCAAACCUGGGCCUGCCCCUCUAUAGCCUGUGUACACCCCCCUGCCCUUCUCCGAUUUUUCUUGAGGGGAGGGGGGGUUUGUACACAGACUAGCCCCUCCUAACCCUGGUCCGUCCGAGUUAACCAGGCGAAAGCGAAAAUGUUACUAGAAGUAUCGCGAUAUGGUCCAGUCAAGAGUGUUGUUUAUUUCUGUGUUUUUUGCAAUGUCUACAACAGCUGUUCAUUAAACUGCUGGUACAAAACAGUACCAACACCAGUCACAAACUUUCAGUUGGCUUUCACUAAACAGCCGUCCUCUUUACCUGUUAUUAGCCUUGUUUUCUUAUCGAAUCCGUUUUCGUUUGCGUACCUUGUAUUUUGUCUCGCGUGAACCCGUGCAUUAUAAGCGCGAACACAACUGCCGCUGGUGUUAAGAUAACCGUUAAGGUAGCUAUAGACCUGUUAACUGUUUCAAAACUACUUGAGUUUGAACUGGAAUUUGCUCUAAGCUUUGUUGUUAUGCGCUGUUGCAUGUGAUAAUUUAACCGGGAAACCAUAUUUUGCGAAGUAAAUAUUACACCGAUACUUAAAGCGCGAUUCUCCUCCGGAAGAGAAUUUCUUUUAGAAUAACAACAGUUCAAUAUAUUUGUGUCUUUGGUUCAGUGAAGAUGUUCCGCGCUUUUGACCUCAGCGUUACGCUUGACAAUUGAACCCUACAAGUAGGCAGAGUCCAAAUUAGACAAAUUUACUUUUGUGAAAGUUUGGAAGAACAAAUAGUACUAUGCGAAAGGACUGGCAAAAAGGUUGCAUUUGAAUGGUCACACCGCAAGAUUUGGUCCACAGACCUCAAAAGUGAGAGCCACCGUACAUGAUUCCAUCAUUCACUCUGCUGAUAGUGAAGGGCUAAUCAGUGUGAGGUUUGCAACGAUUUACGACUAACUUUAGAGAUCUUUGGAUUCGAGGACGAGAACGGACAGAGCGACUACGAAGGCGAGAUUUAACUUUAAUUUUUUUGCGUAUUCUCAGAAAAUGGACACCCCGGAAAGCUUCAUUACAUUUUUUUUUUUUCACCAGAAAAGCUAGCAUUGUUAUCUUUAUUGAAAGAGGUUAAGACGCAAAAUGACAAAACUUCUUUCAUUUGAUAUUUUUUUCCGCCACCACGACAUUCUUGCAAAAAUUCGUAGUAGAAUGAAGACGAUUAUCACGUUUUCCCGCCAAAAUGACCCUGGUUCACGCAAGCGCACUACUUAUUAUUGGGAAAAUUUUUUUUCUCGUAGUGGUCCUCAUCUUAGAAUCUAAAGGUCUAUAUUCUUAUUUUGAUUUCGGAGGCGACCGGUGUUUCAAAACACGUGUUUUACGCGUGUCUAGUCCUCUCAUGUUAUGACUUCUUGGUGAAAUCAUUCGUAGCUUGCAUGGAUAACCAAGCAUGGCUGCCAACACUCGUGUGUCCGUUAAAUGUCGUUACGCUCAGCCAGCUGCAAAGGAUUCUUUUGUGGAAUGUUAACACAGGCGAAUGUCAACAACAAGUCAGUGUGUUGUAAUCCCCUGAACUGCUAACUCUAUAUCUGCUGGAGUGAGUUUUGGAAGCAUGUAGGGUCGGAUAUUUUCAAUAUAGAGUUCCUGAAGAUGUUAACAAAACGCGUUCUGAGUCAUUUUUUCACUUUGGCUUCCCUAGUAUCUAACAUUUUGUACUUUUAACCGACAGUGUUCGAAAUGCCUGUAGCACACACUACAAAACCAUUUAUUUACGUACAUUAUCCUACAUUCAAGCAGAUAUCCCACUGUCACAAACGGCAGGCUUGCUUCAGUAGACUUCGUUUAAAUAGCGAGUUCGCAGUGUCUUUCUAACUAUCAGGUCUGUGGACCAAUUCUUAUAGUGUGGCCAUCUCGUCAAAGGUAGUUUUGCUAGGUACUAUUUAUCCUGUAAUAUUUUUAUUGAAUGAACUUUUGAAAUUCUGCUAAAUUUUGACGUUGGCUGCACCACUGAGAGGAAAUUGUGUAAAAACCUAUCUAAUGGUUUUCUGUAGCGAAACUUCUCUUCACAUAUCCUUUUUGUUUUCUUUUGAAAGUCAUUUUACAUUCUUGUGAUGAUUUCCUUUGUUGCUGAGUAAUUCUUGUUUGUUUUUUGGUCAGGGUGACAACGGUGAAGAGGAACUAAACCCUACAGAAAUAGAUGGACAGUUCGAGUUCCAGGCCAAAGAUAACCUGCCUCCUGGUGGAUUCAAGUUAUAAAGCUCGUUUGUUACCCUCAUGUGCUGUCGAAAAAAAACUGACAACUGACAGAGACUUGUACUUACCCAAUAGAGUGAGUGAGAGAGCGAAUGAGAGAUACGCGUGCGAGAAGAGAACUAACCAAACGCGAUAAAAAAAAAAUGAACGUGAGCGAGCGAGAUAGCGCGCGUGUGAGAGAGAACCAAACGCCAUAGAAAAUGUGAACGUGAGCGAGAGAGCGAGCGAGGGAGUGUGUCAUGCUAACAGACUCAUAGAACAAAUCGCUGAUCCUUAAGUCCCGCCCCCCGACAGAUUGAUUGACAAGUUAUUGCCGGCUCUGCUUGGACCAAGCAACGCGGCUUUUAAUUGAAUGUGGUUUAAUUUUCGUCGGCCGGAACGUGGAAAGGGUUGCAAUUGACGAACGGGAAUCGCCUGGCGACUUCUUAUGUGUGGCUGGAAUGUCGCAAUGGUUUUGAAGCGCGGAAUUGUUUGUUAAAGGACUUACUCAGCAGUGUUUAAAUAUCAGAGGUGAUGUUGGAGCCUCCAGUAACACAAGCCUGUGUCGGCGACUUUUAAAUAGCUCAUUGCACGUGCUUUGCACGUAAAUCUUAUGUUCUUUUUAAAGGCACAUAGGAGAACUUUUUCACUUGAUAGUGACUAUACUUGGACUGGAAUUUUUAUCUCCUUUAGCCUCUAAGAAAGGAACGAAGCGUCGAGGAUAAAUAUUUAGCCGUUUUCGGUUUACAGAUUUACAGUAGUUUUCCAUAUCUUGCCAGCGACCGAAUUCUCUUUGCAGUAUUAUUUUUUUGUAACUUGUGGUUUUAGUUUUCGUAAAUCGCAGCUCUGUUUUAUUGCCCUCUUAAGCACUUGUUAGUGAGAAAACGAUGUAUCAAAUUGUAAAGUACCGAAUUUUAUGAGUAAAUUUUAACCAUCCUU
Porites lobata is the source of this 25047-nucleotide messenger RNA. Lineage: Eukaryota; Metazoa; Cnidaria; Anthozoa; Scleractinia; Poritidae. The record is from the annotation of a GenBank genome assembly.